CUUCAAUACCUUCCUCUGUCUCACCCUCUCUCUCUUUCUCACUCUCUCUUCCCUUAGGUGACCCUUCGUUCACUUUCUACCUCUUUCUCUCAUAUAGAUUUUGUUCAUUUUUAUUUCAAGGCAACGAAGAGACUGUUGAUUUGGAAACUUGAUAUCAAUAAUCCAAUCAUCAGUCUCUUCAAAUACUUAAAAAGAAGAAAUACAAGCAACUUACAUGGUAUGGAUACUUUGAACACUGAAUUGAAACAAACAUCUUUGGCAACAGAAUUCGAGCAUGAGAGCACCCCCAUUAGUGGUUUGAGGAUACAUUUUGACUCUGAGGUGAAUGGUGUUGAUCUUUCCACCUCAGAAAAAAAUUUAAGAUCCUCAUCCUCUAAGUCUUCAUCUUCUUCACCGGACUCCCCAUUUGAUAAUCCUUUCAAAGAUGAUGACCAUGAAACCAACAAAUACAACACAGAUACUAUCCCUUCUAAACCUGUUGAUGAUCCUCAUUUGGCUUCUAAUUAUGGUGAAACAAAUGUUUUGGGAAGUUCAAUACCCAAAGAUGAAAAAUGUAAUGUUGAAUCGCUGAUCGCCAUAUCACCACCAACAGUUGCUAGUGAUUCUCAUCAGUUAAACUUACAUAACACAUCAACAACAGAGUCCCCUCCUAUCCAGGCAAUGGAUAGUUCUGGAAACCCAACAUGCAGGAUUCCUGAUCGUGUAUUUUCUAGAACCAAGUCUGUAGCCCCAGUGGAAUGGAGUGUGGCGUCUAAUGAGUCAUUGUUCAGCAUUCAAAUGGGGAACAUGAGUUUUAGCAAAGACAAUAUGUUUUGGCGAUCUGAAGAAUUUCCUGGAGAACAUACCACAUCUUCUCAAUUUGUCAAUUUAUCACCAAACCAUACCCCAAUCAAUAAAAGAAUUGAUUCAAGUAAGUCAAGCAAGAGCAAUGUGGCUGAAGCAGUAGUUGAGACUAUGAAUGAAGUCACAAGGGAAAGUGCAGAAGAUAAAAUUAAUGAGCAAUUACCUCUUGCUCCAUGCAUUUCUAACCGCUCUGAUAUUAGUGGCACUAGUGUCAAAUCCUUUGCAUUUCCCAUAUUGACAGGAGAUGGAAAUGGUGAUUCAACCAAGAUAAGUAGUUCACCGAGGGUAGGCCCAGAGCCUUUACAACAAGAAGUGCAAACACAGACACUACCAGAGCCAAAGUCAGAGUCGCAACCAAAGCCAAAGGAUCUUUCUCAACCAUCUACCCCUUGGACCAAGUGGCUUUCUUGUUUCACAUGUUGCUCAUUCUGUUCUUGACAUAGUGGCAGACCCAAACCUCCUUACUUUGACAGAAAGAUGCUCGUAGGACUUUGACUAAUCCAUUCUGGUUGAUCCAUUAAAUGGUUAAGAAAUUCAAAAAAAAAAAAGGUAAAAAUUAAAGGAAGAAUUGUUUGAAUCUGGCUGUUUUUCUCUAAUCAACCAGUUGACAUAACAUGCUUUCUUCCCACAUCUUGGAUUCAGGAAUAUAGUUUUUCUAGCAAGCAAAACAGAAACCGAUACAAUUUGUCUCAUAGAAUGCUAGUAGGUAGGACCAGUUUGAUUUUGAAAUUGAGAGAAGAAACAAGAAUAUCUAGUGGAAGUAAGGAUUCUUUUCCAGAUAUAGGAUCUUUGAGUUUAGUUUUGUUCGAUUCUAACACACACGCCCAUGUCUAGUUAUGGUUGCUGAUAAUAUGGCAUUGUUGCCUUGCAUUUAUUUUACAUGGUAGCUUUUGUAAAGAUCUUAAGUUGUCAUUAUCUAGUUUUUUCUCUAAUGUAUAUUGCUUAUGUAAAGUAUAAUAAGUUCAAUAUAAAUCAAGAGUUGUUGAACAAUGUGAUUUGUUAUCAAAUGUAACUUGUGCAUUACUUGCGGUUUUUGGUAC
Camellia sinensis is the source of this 1883-nucleotide messenger RNA. The record is from RefSeq and is a predicted model, not a curated record. Lineage: Eukaryota; Viridiplantae; Streptophyta; Magnoliopsida; Ericales; Theaceae.